Elgaria multicarinata webbii is the source of this 4895-nucleotide messenger RNA. It is a transcript of the gene COQ6, whose product is annotated as coenzyme Q6, monooxygenase. The transcript is spliced from 12 exons. The record is from RefSeq and is a predicted model, not a curated record. Gene Ontology annotation, molecular function: oxidoreductase activity, acting on paired donors, with incorporation or reduction of molecular oxygen, NAD(P)H as one donor, and incorporation of one atom of oxygen; FAD binding; 2-octaprenyl-6-methoxyphenol hydroxylase activity. Bases 18 to 1457 code for a protein of 479 amino acids. Gene Ontology annotation, biological process: ubiquinone biosynthetic process. NCBI's taxonomy places the organism in Eukaryota, Metazoa, Chordata, Lepidosauria, Squamata, Anguidae. Gene Ontology annotation, cellular component: mitochondrion.
UUUGCGUCACUUCCGCAAUGAUGGCGGCUUUAGUGGGUCUGUUACCGUGCCGGAGCCUUGGGCCUGGUAGCAGGAAGAGCCUUUGUCCCCGCACCGGAUCUGUCGGGUCCCUGUUGUGGCGGGGCUCCGUGAGAUCCAAUGGUUCGACGGCGGUGUACGACGUGGUGGUGUCAGGUGGUGGCAUGGUCGGGACCGCCAUGGCUGCUGCACUGGGGCAUGAUGUUCAUCUCUCUGAUAAGAAAGUUCUGCUACUUGAAGCUGGUUCAAAGAAAGUGUCUAACCAGUUGCCCAAGAAUUACAGUAAUAGGGUCAGUGCUAUUACGCCUGGCUCAGCCACACUUCUUAAUAGCGUUGGUGCUUGGGAACAUAUUUGCAGUACGAGAAUCAGACCCUUUCGACGGAUGCAGGUCUGGGAUGCUUGUUCUGAGGCCAUGAUAAUUUUUGAUAAAGAAAAUUUGGACGACAUGGGUUAUAUAGUGGAGAAUGAUGUUAUCCUGUCUGCUCUCACCAAACAGUUGGAUGCAGUUUCAGACCGAGUGGAAGUUCUCUACAGGAGCAGAGCAGUUGGGUACACGUGGCCCCUUCAUUAUCAAACCUCUGACACAAGCUCUUGGGUCCAAAUUGAUUUAGCAGAUGGACGCAGACUUCAGACCAAACUGCUGAUUGGUGCAGAUGGGCAGAACUCUAUGGUCCGGAAGGCAGCUGGUAUUCAGAAUAUUCAGUAUCAGUAUGACCAGUCAGCUGUAGUUGCUACUCUUCACUUGUCUGAGGCAACAGAUAACAACGUUGCAUGGCAGAGAUUCCUUCCUUCUGGACCAAUUGCGCUGCUUCCGCUGUCUGACACUCUCAGCUCUUUGGUUUGGUCCACAUCACAUGAACAUGCAUCCCAGCUUCAGAGCAUGGAUGAGGAGAGUUUUGUGGAUUCUAUCAACUCUGCUUUUUGGAGCAAUGCAAAUCACUCGGACUUUAUUGAUACUGCGGGAUCCAUGUUCCGAUCUGCUGUUUCUCUCCUGAUGCCAUCAGGGACUGCAAGCCGUCAGCUGCCCCCAAGUGUUGCAAAAGUGGAUCCAAGGAGCCGAGCUGUGUUCCCUCUUGGAUUGGGGCAUGCUACAGAAUACGUCCAACACCGUGUGGCCCUUAUUGGGGAUGCGGCUCACAGAAUACAUCCUUUAGCAGGUCAAGGUGUAAAUAUGGGCUUUGGUGAUAUUGCCUGCUUGACACACUAUCUUAGUGCUGCAGCAUUCAAUGGGAAGGACCUAGGCUCUUUAAAGCAUCUACUGCAGUAUGAAGGAGAACGACAGAGACACAACCUCUCUCUCAUGGUUGCAAUUGACUUGCUGAAGAGACUGUACUCUACAAGUAUAGCUCCUUUUGUGCUGCUAAGGACAUGGGGAUUGCAAGCAACUAAUGCUGUACCUCCGGUUAAAGAGCGGAUCAUGGCAUUUGCCAGUAAGUGACAUCCUCGUGAAUCAAGAGUUACUGUUCACCGGUGGUUGCUGUAGACUCACUCAUUAUAAAGAUGGUAUUACAUUUGACAAGCCAUUUAAAAUAGAAACUGAUGUAAUGCUUUUAUGUCUACUUAUUCUGGCUGAAGUUCUUUCUUCUCCUAGAAUGCCAAAAAUUAUCCAGUCGUGCCUCGUAUUGGACUUCUGGGACUCUAAAAGUUUGCCUAGCUAAAGAGUAUUACUGGAAUGAAUUUACCUGUGGCCACAGUAAAGCUUAUGGAUCAUCAGGCAUUUUCUACUGCUUUAGACAGGAUAAAUUCUGAGCAGCAAACUUAGAUACAACCUGGUUCUUUCCAGCUCAUCAUCACUUUCAGUAUUGCCCUCAAAGGCAAGAGGGACGUUGUUUGCCCACUCCGUUUUGAGGUUAUGUUAAUUCUCUUCUAAUGACAGUAGCAAGAGUGAGGAUCCAUUACAGACUCAAAAACAUUUUGUUAAAAUAUUAUUUUAAUUACUAAAAAUAGACAUUCAGAGGUGCCAUUUUAUUCAUGUACCAAGCAGCUGAGCCUGACAAGUACCUGCUUAACUGCAUUUCAGCACCAAGUAACAUGAACACAACCAAUGAGCAAGUGUAUUUAUGUUAUCCUAACUAAUUUCAGAACAAAGUGUGAACAUGUUCCUGAAAAGGUAUUCUAAGUUUUAUCAAUACACAGUGCUAGAUAUGUGGACAUUUAUUUAACAGGGGGUGGGGGUGGGCUCAGUCUUCAUACAGUUUAGCUUAAUUGUACGAACAGAUUUAAGCUUAAACCAAAAAAAAUGUCCUUUCAACCUGCUGCACCAGCAUGAACUAUACUUUUGAUCAGUCUUCCCCAACCUGGUGCCCUCUGAUUUGGACUACAAAUCCCAGCAUUUCUGAUCAUUGGCCAUGAUUGCUGGGGCUGAUGGAAGUUACCAAAACAUCUGAAAGGCCUAAGUUCGGGGAAGGCUGCUUUAGACUAUGUAAGCACCUAACAUCUGCCUUCAUGACUGAUUUAUUUUACAAAAAUAUUUAAUUUAGUGCUCAGUUAAAAGUGUUCGCUUCAUUAACUCCUCGUCCUUCUCCAAUUAUAUAAAUAGACCCUUUCCAGAAGAUCAUUCUGUGCAGAUAAUUAAACUUGUGAAUAAAUAUUUAAAAGGAAGUAAGUUAAUGUCAGACGACCACUAGGAUCAUCAGAAGAAAAGACUAAAUGUCAGUCUUGCAUUCUUUAUACUGACAAACUCCACUGGUGUCAAAUUUUUUGAGUAAGAAUUAUAGAAGGGGGCUCUGAAUUAGCAGCAGAUGUUAUUCAUCUAUAAACACAUUGUACCUAAAGUAAUAAAAGGCCCUGAAUUUGCCAAACAUAGAUUAACUUUGGUACAGGAAGAGCAAUGCUCAGAAAUUUAAACUUAAGCCUGAGUUUACAAAUGAGGUUGCAGUGGAUGAGUUUAUGCUGAGCUUCUGGUUUGGGGGGAAAAAUCUUACUUCUAUUUUGCCAUUCUCUUUACCAACAAGAGGCUAGAAAGAAAAAACGAGAGUAAUUGAGCUGUCUUGCAUAUUCAGAGGUACAAAGAUGAGUCAAUAAUUAUAAUACCAACAUCUAAAAAGAGAAAGGACUAGUAUAGAAUAAUUCCUUCCAAACUAAGACUUCCACCAUAAUUAAGUUUCUAAGCACAUAGUGAAACAGGUAGAGUAAUGUCUUAUUUAGGGCAAAAUACAUAUGCAGUAAACAAGGCUGCCAGCCAAUGCACACUUACUUGGGAGUAAGCCCCACUGAACUCAGAGAAUUUACUUCAAAGUAAACAUGUACAGAAUUGCACUGUAUUAUGUAGACACUACCAAUAUACCUUUUAGUGUCAGUAAGAGCACUUGGACAAAAUGUUGACAAAUAUAUGCAGCUGUAGUCAGCAUGUCUUAACAGUUUUGCUCAAGAGCUCUUGAAAAGAAGUUAAUACCACUUGUGCAGCUUGAGUAGAUGUUGUGAUCAAAUAGAAUACUAGAGGUGUUGCACCAAGUAAUGAGCCACCUUGAGCAUCUAUAGCCCCACACUUGAGUCUGGUUAAGUGCACCACUUUCCAAGCAAGUAUAAGCUUUUGGGGAAGGUGGUAGUAGAAACAAGUCAGAGGUUUUUCAUUUUCAACUGGAAGUAUUUACAAAGGCCAUCUGGACGCCUUGCAUUAAGAGGUUCUAUAAGACUGGACUGAAGAACAAUUUUUUUGUAGCUGUUAAUCCUCUGCAAACUUUUUGGCCUUCUAAAGUAGACAGGAAAUGCCUAUAGACAAGGGUUUGCUCUCUCUUAGCUUUAGAAAAGUAAAGAGAUGACACAUUAAACAAUUCCUCAUAGUGUUUCUAAAGUCUUCCCUCCACUGCUGCUUCCAGUGGGGUUUUACAAAUCAGCCCUUAUACUGACUCGUUCUCCUAUAGCUCAAGCCGUAGCAUCCUUGUCUCUGUUUAAGAACCAGCUAAUCCUAAAAACUUGACUACUUGAGUCUCAAAACAGCCUAUGAGAAAGCACACUCCAGUUUUGUUGUUUAAAAACAAUGCAUUAGACUAAGCUACUAUUUUCAGUUUGAAUCAUCAGAGUUUCAGGCACAAGAAAGCCUGGAAAAAGGUGUGGAGCAAGACCAAUAUUAGGAUGUAUUGAUGUAUCAAUACAUCAAUAUGUAUCAAUGUAUCAACCAAAAAAGUGCUUAACCCCCUCAUGCAUGAUUUGUUUCAAGGCCAUUUGGCAUCAGUUAGGCAAUUAUGUCAUGUCACUUAUUAGCCUAGAGAGACCCAUCUCAUUGCAGUUCAGAUCUGCUCACUUUUCAAGGUAACAGAUUCCUCUACUUUGGUCUUGUGUUUGUCUAAGCACUCGUCAACACUGCCUUUUCUUGUUUCAAGAAAAGCAAAUAUCCUACAAGUGAUGCUUUCUCAGUGGGAAAGUCCUAAGGACUGCAGAAGGUGAAAGGUAGCACCCAGAGCCCAGCUUGUUUCUACGUUGUUCACCUUCUUUGCGAGCUGUAAAAAAGGAAAGGAAAAAAAUCAGUUCUCUUUGCUAUGAUAAGUGUCUCACUUUAGGUUGAGGACAUUUUUCAGUGUAAAAACCAGAUGACUAUGACAGGCACAUUUGCAAUCAUAUUUCCAAAGCAGAAGCUACAGUAAUCCCCCCUUCUUUUGGGUGAAGUUAUCCCAGCAAGGGACAAGUAAAAAAUUGUUACAAGUCAGCGCUCAAAUAAAACAGCCUGCAUCUUGGACACAUCAUAAGCAUAUUUUUUGCUGCAUGCAAGCUAAUUCAAACUGGGAGAAUGUUAAUUACUGAUACUACUGGUUAAUGACGAAUAAUGGUGACUGCCUACUAUUGAGAUUUUAGUAAAAGGAAAAAAAUGUCUUAAAUCCUAAAUGUGUUGAUUUAAAAUGUAUUUGACUUGAAGAAAAACAAAAACUAGAUGUACUAA